This is a messenger RNA of Rotaria sp. Silwood2, 474 nucleotides long. NCBI's taxonomy places the organism in Eukaryota, Metazoa, Rotifera, Eurotatoria, Philodinida, Philodinidae. The record is from the annotation of a GenBank genome assembly.
AUGGUAAAAGAACGAAAUCGUACUCUAAUCAAUUCAAAAAAAUUCGAACAUCAACCAUUAAUAGCAUUAUCAUAUUGGACUGAUGCAUACAAUUGGGCUAAGCUUAAUAAAGAAGUUAUAUCUAUUUUCAAUGGUGAUACAGCGAUGUAUUAUUUGCCUGCUGGUGAAAAAAUUACAAUAACAGAUACAGAAAUAAAACGAUAUGAAACUUGUAGAUUUAACUCGUUUGACACGUACAAGCCCGUCUACUUCAAUAUAUGGUGCGUAUGUUUAUCUAACAAUGCUGAAAAAUGGGAAGAAGCAACCUGCACCUGUUCAUCAUUCAUGAAAAAUUAUAUAUGCAAGCACAUCAUUGGUAUGCCCAUUAGAUUAAAAUAUUGCAUACUUCCACCUGAGGCAAAUAAUGUGGAAAUUGGUACAAAAAGAAAAAGAGGCAGACCAUCGAAAGCAAAAAAAGCUUUAUUAGUACAAUGA